GCUCAGAAAUAGCACGCCCGAGUGCUGCUUGCGUCGCUAAGGCAAACGCCAGAGCGGAGAGGAGAGGAGGCUUGGCUGGUCGGCAGAAGGAAGCCACAGUCCGCCUCUUCCUCCCCGGGGCUGCAGUUGAGACAUGGCCGGGCGAGGUCGGCUUUGGGCACUGUUGCUGGCGCUCUGCGCCUUGCCGGCCAGUUUCUGUCUGCAGGAUGCCGAAGCGGACGAGCCUGAAGCGCCGGCAACGGUCGGCGGGGGGGCAAACAGGCGGCGGCGCCUGAGCCAGCUGGACGGCAUUUCCUUCGAGUACCACCGCUACCCGGAGCUGCGGGAAGCCUUGGUGUCAGUGUGGCUGCAGUGUCCGUCCAUCAGUAGGAUCUACACUGUGGGCCGGAGCUCCGAGGGCAGGGAGUUGCUGGUCAUCGAGAUCUCCGACAACCCUGGCGAGCAUGAGCCUGGAGAGCCAGAAUUUAAAUAUGUUGGCAACAUGCAUGGAAAUGAAGCUGUUGGAAGGGAAAUUCUUAUCUUCUUGGCUCAGUACCUGUGCAAUGAAUAUCAGAAGGGAAAUGAAACUAUCAUUAACUUGAUCCAUAGUACACGUAUCCACAUCAUGCCAUCUCUGAAUCCAGAUGGCUUUGAGAAGGCAGCAUCACAGCCAGGUGAACUCAAAGACUGGUUUGUUGGUCGAAGUAAUGCACAGGGAAUAGACCUAAAUAGAAAUUUCCCUGAUCUGGAUAGAAUUGUCUAUGUCAAUGAGAGAGGAGGUGGUCCAAAUAAUCAUUUGCUGAAAAAUCUGAAGAAAGCUGUGGACCAAAAUUUAAAGCUUGCACCAGAGACAAAAGGUGUGAUUCACUGGAUAAUGGAUAUUCCCUUUGUGCUGUCAGCCAAUCUUCACGGUGGGGACCUUGUGGCAAAUUACCCGUAUGAUGAGACUCGGACUGGAAGUGCUCAUGAAUACAGCUCCUGCCCAGAUGAUGCUAUUUUCCAAAGCUUAGCCCGAAGCUAUUCAUCCUUUAAUCCGGCCAUGUCAAAUCCAAACAGGCCACCAUGUCGCAAGAAUGAUGAUGACAGCAGUUUCAUUGAUGGGACAACUAAUGGUGGUGCUUGGUAUAGUGUUCCAGGAGGUAUGCAGGACUUCAACUACCUCAGCAGCAAUUGCUUUGAAAUCACCGUGGAGCUUAGCUGUGAAAAAUUCCCUCCUGAAGAAACUCUGAAAACCUAUUGGGAAGACAACAAAAAUUCACUUAUCAGUUACAUUGAGCAGAUACAUCGAGGAAUAAAAGGAUUUAUUAGAGAUCUUCAGGGCAAUCCCAUUGCUAAUGCCACAAUUUCUGUGGAAGGGAUAAACCAUGAUAUUACAUCGGCAAAGGAUGGUGAUUAUUGGAGGCUAUUGGUACCUGGAAAUUAUAAAGUGACAGCCUCAGCACCUGGCUAUCUAGCGAUCACUAAAAAAGUGGCUGUUCCCUUCAGUCCUGCCAUUAGGGUUGAUUUUGACUUGGAGUCAUUGUCUGAAAGAAAAGAAGAAGAAAAGGAAGAGCUAAUGGAAUGGUGGAAGAUGAUGUCAGAAACUUUAAAUUUUUAAGCUGAAGUUCUGAAUUCACAUCUUUUAAUCUACUAUGUGUUAAUUUAGUGUAAUGUAUUGUGAAAAGUCCCUACAUUUUAGAUUUUGUGUAGCUCAUAAUAUGUAACUUGGGGGGGGGGGGGGUUCUGAGUAAUUUUUUUUAAU
Messenger RNA from Candoia aspera, 1720 nucleotides. It is a transcript of the gene CPE, whose product is annotated as carboxypeptidase E. Bases 134 to 1576 code for a protein of 480 amino acids. The record is from RefSeq and is a predicted model, not a curated record. Gene Ontology annotation, biological process: protein processing; peptide metabolic process. NCBI's taxonomy places the organism in Eukaryota, Metazoa, Chordata, Lepidosauria, Squamata, Candoiidae. Gene Ontology annotation, molecular function: zinc ion binding; metallocarboxypeptidase activity. The transcript is spliced from 9 exons.